This is a messenger RNA of Tinamus guttatus (white-throated tinamou), 1145 nucleotides long. The record is from RefSeq and is a predicted model, not a curated record. Lineage: Eukaryota; Metazoa; Chordata; Aves; Tinamiformes; Tinamidae.
AGGAGGAGAAGGCAGAGGAAGAGGCUUUCGAAGAUGAUCUCAUUGCUGACCGCCUAAAGGAGGACGUGCUUGAGCAGAAGGGCCGACUGCAGCGACUCGUCGCCAAGGAUGUGCAACCUCCCGAUCCAGCGAGCAUCCGAGUGUUGCGGGGGCACCAGCAACCCAUUACCUGCCUUGUUGUUUCUCCAGAUGACAAGUUCAUUUUUUCAGCUGCCAAGGAUUGCUCCAUCAUUAAAUGGGAGGUGGAGAGUGGGAAGAGGCUGUGUGUGGUGCCUCGAGGGAAGAAGGGCUCUGAAGAGCAGCAGGUGGGGCACAUGGCUCACAUCCUCUGCAUGGCCAUCUCGUCGGAUGGCAAGUACCUGGCAACUGGAGACAGGAACAAACUGAUAAUGAUCUGGGAGGCAACCACUUGCAAGCACCUGUACAAGUUCACUGGUCAUCGUGAUGCCGUGUCGGGCCUGUCCUUCCAGAAGGGUACGCACCAGCUCUACAGCGCUUCCCACGACCGCUCCGUCAAGGUCUGGAAUGUGGCGGAGAACGCAUACAUAGAAACCCUAUUUGGGCACCAGGACGUAAUCACAGGGCUGGACAGCCUGAGCCGGGAGUGCUGUGUGACAUCAGGGGGACGGGAUGGCACUGUGCGGAUCUGGAAGAUUCCUGAGGAGUCACAGCUUGUGUUUUAUGGGCACCAGGGCUCUAUUGACUGUAUUCAGCUCAUCAAUGAGGAGCACAUGGUGUCAGGGGCAGAUGAUGGGUCUGUCGCUCUGUGGGGGCUGACGAAGAAGAAGCCGCUCGCGGUAGUGAGGCAGGCUCACGGCACACAUGGCUCCCACGACCUGCAGCAGCCGUACUGGAUCUCAGUGGUGGCUGCCCUGCACAACAGUGACCUUGUCGCUACAGGCUCACACAGUGCCAAUGUGAAGCUGUGGAAAUCCGGCGAGGGAUUUCGGAAACUAGAGCCCCUAUUUGACAUCCCCCUGGUUGGCUUUGUUAACAGUCUAAAGUUCUCGGCAGCAGCUGACUUCCUUGUGGCUGGGCUGGGGCAGGAGCACCGGCUGGGCAGGUGGUGGAGAAUCAAGGAAGCCAAAAACAGCAUCUGCAUCAUUCCCCUGAAGAAAAAGGCAGGAAUGGCUGACAGCUCCUAA